AUGAGGCACCUAGGGGAAAAUCUGAGAACCACCUUUCACAAUGGAGCAGUCGUAUCUCAAUUUUAUAAAGCAGCAAGAGCGUACAAUAUUGAUGUCUUCAAUGAUCAUUUCAAUCAAAUAAGAGAUUUGGUUCCUGGGGCCGCCGAACAUCUUGAACGUGUUGGAUUCCACAGAUGGAGUAGGGCAUUCUGCCUCGGAAAAAGGUAUAAUUUUAUGAUGACAAACGCUGCUAAGUCGGUGAACUCAAUGUUAAAUGUUGAAAGAGAAUUUCCCAUUACUGCUCUAUUUGAUUCCAUAAAUAGGAGGUUUACUGAGAAAUUUCAUGAGAGGCGUAUGGAGUUCAUCGACUCACCAACCAUCUUUGUUCCCUCAAUGGAAAAACAAAUAUCAAAAUGUGUCAACUUGGGUAAUAAGUUAUUGGCCCAUCAAAUUGCCAACUACAAGUUCAGCAUCAUCGGCCACGGUUCAGUUGCAACAGUCGAUCUGCAAAGACGAUCAUGUACUUAUAGAGUUUUUGACCUGGACAAAAUACCUUGCCCAUAUGCUAUGGCAGCGCUUCAAGUCCAAUAUAGUGAAGACUUUGGAAGGUUAUGCAAUUGCUACAGCAGAUUAUGUAUUGCUGCAGCAGAUUAUGCAAUUGCUGCAGCAAAUCAUGAAAUUGCUGCAACAACUAGGAUAUGA
Molecule: messenger RNA, 681 nt
Organism: Lycium barbarum (goji berry)
Lineage: Eukaryota; Viridiplantae; Streptophyta; Magnoliopsida; Solanales; Solanaceae
Exons: 3
Coding region: 1-681 (226 amino acids)
Molecular function (GO): zinc ion binding
Source: RefSeq, a predicted model, not a curated record